AUGACUUAUAUAUAUUUAUUCAUAUAUUGUCUUCAAGCAGAACAUCGAGAUACUGCUUCGUAUUCUUGGCAGAAUAUGACAAAGGCCAAUGGCUCUGAAAACAGCCCAGCAAGCCAUCUAGAUUCAGCAAAGCUGUUGGAGACCGCAAGGUUUUUAGCUGACGCCAAAUCUAGCCUCUUAGAGGAUUUGAAUGUGGAUAACAUCAGAGAAGCGAGGGAAAACGGGUAUGGUUUACGCCAGGUGGGCUACGAGGACGGACAAAGACCGCUGAAAACAGUAUCCAAAGGCAGCAAAGUGAGAGCAGAUAGAGUUAGGUCGUACAUCCAGUUGUUUUACCAUUUGAUUGAGAAGGAAUUGGACAGUAGGCAGGACUACUCGCCAUAUAGAGGCGUAGAGGGAGUCUACAACCCGCUGCAGUUGAUACGGAACCGGAAGAUAAAGAAAAAACUUCAUCAUCAAAUUGGAAAUGAAAUAGCAUUCAUGAAGCCGCCAAUAGUGGCGAUUCGGGAUUUCUCGAAGUCUCCCGAUAGGGAUUUUCCUUGGUUCGUUGACAUUAACGAGAAGUCCGGAGAUUUGGCUUGGCGGAUCUCAAAUUGGGAUAAAUUGCGCAAACCUGAUGGAAGCCGAUGGUUUGAAAAAGAGCACAAGGCCAGGUCACAGUCUGACACGGUACCAGCACGCUCGCAUUCGAACCACUUCUACAGAAGUCACCGAGGCUCUGACCAAAUGAUGGUAGGAUCCAGUUUGGCCGUUGGUCAUUAUAGGUCGCCCAGUUGGGAGCUUCCUCUCAUCUCUGUUGAUAGUGUGGACCUCGAGCCUACAAACGAGACGCCGCGAGGCUGGGAAAGGGCACUGAACAAGACCAAGAGACUUUCACGUUCAACCUUGCAAAGUAAGUCAAGUAGUCAGCAGCACAUCAUUUAUGAACCAAAUAUACACACGAGAGGACGACAUUCGCGAAGCCACAGCAACCAAGCCUACACGACGCCUGUAGAAAUUUCAGGCCACUCUGGAAAUUUAUCUGAAGUCCCGAUAAAGAAUAUGAAAACCAUAAAUUCACCAGCUCCAUUAAACUCAAGCGAAUCGAACAAAGCAUCAUACGAGUUUUUGGAGCUUCAGGGACCUUUCAGGCCCAAUCCCGAAGCCUCUUUGUUACAGAACCAGUGCAAUGAUUUAAAAUACAAACAGUGCGCCUGGACCGUAAUGGCGCAUCGGCAAAGGACUUUGCAAAGACGACAGGAGCAGAAUGCUGAAAAAGCCCGUGCUUUCAUGGUAGAGGAUCUUGUCGAGUUUAGUCGUCCUGCUGAGAAGAUUUUGUACGAGUACCGCAAUGCGUUGACCGAGGCGUUAGAAGAAUGCGACACCUGGAAGUCCAAACUUCUGAACGACUAUGCCAUUCGGGUCGAAAGUCUGAUUUCGUCCACUGAUCGCGUCCUCAGUGACAUCAACACCACACUGACGCUGCGACUCAAGCAACUACAAGAGAAAAUUGACAAGUUCGGGACAUUGAAGCGGAUGAACAAGGAGCCCGUGCAGCUGUUCCUAUACCGCGUCUUGGAGGUUUUCAUCGUCUUACUCUUUUGGAGCAUUUGGGUUGUCUUCAUCAUACUCAAAAGUGCGAAGAUCAUGAUAUUGACGUUACAUAGGCUAGUGGGCUGGGUAGUCUGGUAG
Lachancea dasiensis is the source of this 1671-nucleotide messenger RNA. The record is from the annotation of a GenBank genome assembly. Lineage: Eukaryota; Fungi; Ascomycota; Saccharomycetes; Saccharomycetales; Saccharomycetaceae.